AUGAAAAAAUCAAUCUACGAUCGUCCUGUAAAAACCAAGCGCGAAGUCUCUAAAAGUGCCUUUAAUUUUCUUUUCUCAGAGAUUGUUCAAUAUUCUCAGUCCCGCAGCAACCGUGAUGCCCAAAUUCUCACAAAUCAGCUGGAAGAGCUCGGCUACCCUUUAGGCUUAAAAUUCCUGGAGCUAACGUGUCUACGUGAAAAGAGCUCAACUAAAGAGCACACCAUCAUAAAUAUGCUGCGAUUUAUACGAGACCCAUUUUGACGUACUUUAUUUAACAAACCAGCUGGAGACAUAGAGCAGAGCACCGUAGAUGAUUGCAUGUUCAUGAUAUAUGAAGACGAGCCUUCACUCUGCAACCAGUUUUCAAGUGCGCCUAGAGGCCAGGAACGCAUAAAUUGCUCCGCUUUUGUAGCAGGAAUUAUCGAAGGCUUAUUAAAUGCUUCAGGUUUUGCUGCGAGAGUGACUGCUCAUUUUAGUAAUGAUUCUACUGUUUUUCUAGUAAAAUUCGCACCUGAAACUAUAAAGAAUAGAAAUGUUUAA
Molecule: messenger RNA, 540 nt
Organism: Blepharisma stoltei
Lineage: Eukaryota; Ciliophora; Heterotrichea; Heterotrichida; Blepharismidae
Source: the annotation of a GenBank genome assembly